CAGUACUCGGUGCUGAGACGCUCGGGAUCCGCUGGCCGCCGGGGAGAGAGGGAGAGAGAGAGAGAGAGAGAGAGAGACACGCACCGGGAGCCUCGACGCACAGACCCACCGCCAGAAAAUGACCGUCGAGAGAAUAUUCGACGAGCUCGGACACUUCAACAGAUUCCAGGCAUGUCUGUAUUUUGCAGCAAUCUUCCAGGCCGUAGCCUGCGGGAUCCACUACCUGGCCUCUGUUUUCCUGGUGGAGACUCCGAACUUUGUGUGCAGCGUGCCCGGCAACAUCACUGAUGUCCUGUACGGGAACCUGACAGGAUCCAGUCUGGAAGACAUCCUGCCGGUCUUCAAGUCAGGGACCGGGCCCUUGGUGGUGACGACGGCUGAAGGAGAACAGUGGGAGCUCAGCCGAUGCCGCUCCGCCCUGCGCAUCAACCCAAAAGGCUUCACGUAUGACUUUGAUGGCAACAAAACAGUGAAAGCCUGUGACGCGAACUUUGUGUACGACCACAGUGAGGUCCACCAAAGUAUUGUGACGGAUUGGGACUUGGUAUGUGAGAGAGAGUGGCUGGCCAAGCUGUGUCAGCCCACCUUCAUGCUGGGGGUGCUGAUCGGAGCGCUUGUGUUUGGCGACAUUGCUGACAGAGUUGGUCGUGUGAAGAUUCUGAUGUUCACCAGCCUCUGUCAAUUUGUGCUCGGGGUGGCUGUAGCGUUCUCGCAAAACUACUAUUUCUUUGUGGUGCUCCGCUUCUUCCUUGCCAUGGUGUCCAGUGGCUACCUCGUGGUGGUGUUUGUCUACGUUACCGAAUUCACUGGCAUCAAGGUACGCACAUGGACCUCUAUGCACGUGCACGCAGCCUUUGCAGUCGGCAUCAUGGUGGUGGCUCUGACCGGUUACCUGGUGCGUGUCUGGUGGAUCUACCAGAUCAUCCUCUCCAUGUGCACCUCGCCCUUCCUGCUCUUCUGCUGGAAGUUCCCCGAGACGCCCUUCUACUUGAUGGCCAAGGGCCGUUACAAGGACACUCAGACCCUGCUGGAUGCGAUAGCCCGCUUCAACGGCCUUGAGUGCCGGCUGAAGGCAGAGGAGCUCCUGGAGCCAGAGCAGAGAGAGAGCUGCAGGGCUCUGCUGGAGCAGGAGGCGGAGCAGCGUCCAUCGCAGAAUGAAAAGAAGCUGUCCAUCCUGGAUCUGUUCGGAAGCUGGAGGAUGGCGGGCCGUACGUGUACAGUGUGGGCUAUCUGGUUCAUCGGCAGCUUGGGCUACUAUGUCUUCUCUCUAGGCUCAGUCAACCUAGGAGGAAACCAAUACCUUAACCUCUUCCUUGCUGGUGCAGUGGAGGUCCCCUCUUAUCUGGUUGGCUGUUUUGCAAUGGACCGGAUUGGAAGGAAGAAGACUUGUGCCCCAGCCCUGCUCCUGGCCGGGGUCGCUUGUAUGCUCAUCAUUUUGGUGCCUGCUGACAUCGAGGCACUGGCCAUCGCUCUUAGCAUGACAGGGAAGUUUGCCAUCGCUAUUGCCUUUGGCCUCAUCUAUCUGUACACCUGUGAGCUUUAUCCGACGAUCAUCAGGUCUCUGGCAGUAGGUAGUGGCAGUAUGAUGUGCCGUGUUGGUAGUGUGGUGGCCCCCUUCUGUGUGUACCUGGCUGAUGUCUGGAUCUACCUACCUCAGCUCACCGUGGGAAUCCUGGCGUUCAUCAUCGGAGUGCUGACAUUUUUGUUGCCUGAGACCCUGGGCAAACCUUUAACAACCACCUUGGAGGAGGCAGAAGCUCUGGGACGCAAAAAAAAGGAUGGGUUGGAGAUGAACCAACAUGAAGCCAAGGCCUGAGCUGUACACGGUUGGAAAAUCGGAGCGAGAGACACACGGAGAGAAGCUUCGGAAAAACAGGAUGGAAGGAAGAGAGUGGAGAUGAUGGCUGCAAAAAAACGAAACAGUAACAUCAUGAUUUAUUUGGAUUGUUGGAAAAAAUGAAAAAAGAACAAGCUUUUAUCAGAACUCUUGAAAUGACGCUAUUGUUGACAUUUUUUUCUGCAAAGUCACCACCAGUUUAGACAUUACAGAAACCCACCUGCCUGCACACAGAUCUCAGUAAUGAAAGUCAGUCACAGAUACAGUGCAAUCAGAACAGUCCAUGAAUUCAGUGAUCAAGAAAAUCAUGUGCUAUGUGUGGUGUGUGUGUGUGUGUGUGUGUGUGUGUGUGCGUGUGCGUGUGCGUAUGUGUACGUGCAUAACUUGUGUUUCCAUGGAAAUUUGAAGGAAAUUAAAGGAUGAUUUCAGUUUCAGACAACUUCAGUCUUAUUUUUGUAGUUUGCUCAUUUUUACUAUAGGAUAUGAUCAUUUUGUACUUACCAAAGUAAUUGCAGAGGCCUUGGAACAGUUAAGACAAAUGAUCAUGACUGUGUCUUGGUUAUUUUACACAUAUAUUAUAAUACAUCCCAUAUAUUAUAUUACCAUUAUCCAAACAAUAGCAUGUAUUAUUUUAAUAUCAAAAAUGUGCCUUAUUUUUCUCUAAUCUCAGGGCAUCACUGUGAAAAUAUCCUUUCGAAGGUGUUGUAAUCCUACACUGACAUUAUCCUCAAUUCCAUCUUGUUUAAGAUCCCAUUGCUGAGCUUUAACUUUGUUAUCUAAUGUGAGUGUAUUUGUGUGCAUGUGUAUGUUGGCGUCCUAUUUUUUUUUCACGCUCAUACUGCGUAUGAAAUCUAGACGCUGGGCAUACAGAAGGAAAAGUAAAGUAAUACUGCAAUACUAUAGGUUCAAGAGUCAAGCUGUGAUCUCCAGCUGUUUGGACCAAAGACAGGGAUGAACCACAACAGUAUGGAGUUGUAUUCACCUGCUUUGCAAUAUUGUAGUACACUACUAGCAUGUUUUUGUUUCAUAUCAAACCAGUGUGUUGUGUUUUCAUCUGAAGGACGACAAAAAAAUCAUGACAAUCAACAGGUUUCCUGAAAGUGAUGUAAGUACUCAGGUUCAGCAUUCAGCUCUCAACAGUUUUGCAAUCAACAGUAUGACUUUUUUUUUUGUAUAAAAAUUUGUUUUGUUAGUAUUAUUUUUAUUUCAUUAUGGAAAAAUAAAUAAGGUGGCUAAUACUGAGGCUGCUGGCCUCUUCAAAUCUACUCUCUCUUGCUGUCUUUCAAAACAGGGAAUUGGAGUGUCCAACCUGGUGCUAGGAAAGUAGGGAAUCUAUUUUUGUCAUACUUGGAGUACAGAGUCGGAGGGCUGUUCCCAGAACAGCCCGCCAACACUGACAGCUUCCUAUUUGCCGGUGGAGAGGAGGUCCCACUGUCACCGUGCCAGCUCCCCUCUGCACCACCCGGCACAUGAACAAACCCUCUGUGUUCAACUGUGGAGUAGAAAAACUCUGCGAAUGCAUGGCCAGCGUGCGAGUGUGUCUGUUUGUGUGGGCGGAAAAGCUGAAAUAAUGCACUUCACCUAAACCUUAACAGCCAGCCUGUGAGUGUGGACUUCCAGGUUUGUCGUGAUACUGAUGCCACAGAUAGUGUGUUGUUGUUGCUGGACACUGUAAGAUUGUGUUUGGAAAUCACCCCCUCAGCGUGCGUGUUGUAGUUCUUUCCUUAUGAGGACCAAUUGAACUUUAGACUUCAUGAGGGAGGACAUUUUUGGAAAGAGAACUCACUUCCUCAGAGGGCUGUUUGAAGAUUUAGGCUUGCUUUUAUGGUCAAGUGCUAGGAGACGUACUGUAUUGUCAAUCAGUGUCCUCCCACGUAUAUAAUUACAAAUGUGUUUGCGCAAUGCAGGUGGAUGUAUAUUGUAGCAGUGCCAAUGUAAUGAAGACACACGGGAAAAGCUGGAACAAGGGCUACAAAACAGACAGCAGUAAAUUAUGUUAUGUUACAAAGUACGUUUGUUAUGCAUUCCUAUGCAUGAACACACACACACACACACACACACACACACACACACACACACACACACACACACACACGUGAAACUCCUGCUCAUAUAUUUUUCAGUUGCCCUUAACUGAGCCAAAUUUCCGCUCCUUCUAGUAUUAUCCAAUUAUUGGAUUAUUAUUUAAGGUUUUACGAGAUAUUUUAGAACCACAAAAACAGUAUGUACUUGGUUUCAACAUCAACAGAAUAUAAAACAGCAUAUUGACUGCAAACAAUGUAUUUUUUUCGCUCAAGUUGACUCAAGUGUUCUGUGAAAAUGGGAAGAGGACACCAUUUACUGGUCAUGUUCAGGAGUUACAUCAAAUAAAUCUUGCUGAAAGUUUGAAGUGUAAUCCAGUAAUUAGUCAAUAAUUUUAAGUCAAAGAAUGGCAUAAGAAACCAUUUAUAACACAAAUUCCUAGAGUAUGUGUAGAGUAUUGAUAUGAUCCUAACUU
Molecule: messenger RNA, 4334 nt
Organism: Xiphias gladius (swordfish)
Lineage: Eukaryota; Metazoa; Chordata; Actinopteri; Istiophoriformes; Xiphiidae
Gene: slc22a16
Product: solute carrier family 22 member 16
Exons: 8
Coding region: 119-1816 (565 amino acids)
Biological process (GO): transmembrane transport
Cellular component (GO): membrane
Source: RefSeq, a predicted model, not a curated record